CGCCCCCUCAGCCCUCCAACAAAGCUCGGUGUCGGGCCCGGCCCCCACAGCGCCCCGCCCCAGCGCCCGGCUUCUUUACCUGAACCAUCCCGACACCUUCCUGAGCAGGUUGAGCCGGGGCGGCUUGUACUCGUCAUCCUUAAUGGACAGGGGCAGCAUGGUGCCGGGCCGCGACGUGACAGGCCGGCGGCGGGCGGGCGGGGCGGGAGGAGGCCCGCGGGCGGCCUCGGUGCUCACAUCCGGUCCGUCGCUCUGCGCCUGCGCGGCCGUGGCGGGGCGGGGAACGGCGGUGUGUUGUGUAAUCCUUAGUGUUCAUAUCUGUGCUCACUGCCCGUUCUGCUGCCUCACAUAGCAGCGAGGAAAAACAGACUUAAGACUGUAACGCACCAGGUGCAUCACAGAAUUGUAGGGGUUGGAAGGGACCUUUAGAGAUCGUCGAGUCCAACCCCCCUCUGCCUUUGCUUCACAGCCUCAGCUGAGGGGUGUAAAUGCAGGGACAACGCUGCUGCCUUAAGUGAAAGUAGAAGUAAAACAGGAGAUCUCUGCUCAUCUGGCACGGACACACAGAAAUAAGUGAGCUAGAAUCGAAUUUAGGGACCUAUUCAUCGGAACAAGGUCCAUUUAGCAGCUGUGAAAAACUUGUAUCAAAGCAGCACUAAAGAAACAAAGGGAGCUUAAUAAGGCAGGAAACAAACCUUGAGAGGCAAAGAACUGCAGCUUAACCACUGCAGGUGGCUGGAGAAAAGCCUGUUUGUAUUGCUGUCUCCUAGCACUGGGCACCUGUACACAGCCAAAGGAACCUGCCUGCUGCCCCUAACACAAGUGGAGCAAAGGGAAAGAUCCUUCUGCAACUGAGCUGCCAAACCACAGCAAGAAGGAGUGAGUUUCAUCAAGCAGCUUGGACGAGAAAGCUUGUGAUAUUCACUGGUGUGGAAACUCUGAACCAUCUUAAAAAGCCAGUGGAGGAAAUAAGGUAUUUACUAUAUCUUAUACAUAGCCCUGAGCUGGAGCUGCUGAGAUGGACCAUCAGCUCUAUAGCACAUAGACAGGGAGAUUUCUAACAGAACAUGAACCCAGGACUGAAAAUGUUCCAAGAAUAUCUGACCAACCAGGGGACUGUGGUAAAGCCUUAUCGCUGGCAGACACAAAGCCAAAUCUGUGCUAAGUGUCCCUACCACAUACGGACAGGUGAAGAAGCAAGAGUUCCUUACGCAGAGUUUCUUAGGGCCUUUGGAUUCCCAUACAGAACCACAGCACAGACACAAACCCACCACCUUCUCUUCUAUGAACUGAGGAGCUUCUCUGGCACCGUAGUCCAAAAAGGCCACGCCACGAGCUGUGAUGUGCAGGACAGCCACCCGGAAUCCAUGCUGUUUGAGGCUGAUGGUUAUCUGGAUGCAGUGAUACACACCUAUGGAAACAUUGGCUGCAUCACCCUCUAUUCAAAUUACUCUCCUUGUAACGAGGCUUACCAGUGCUGCGUAAGUAAAAUCUAUAGAUUCUUGCUGAAGCACCCAGAAACCAUGCUCUGCCUCUACUUCUCCCAGCCUUACCACAUUGAGGACAGCUUCCCCACAGCCAUGUGGAACCGACAAGCCCUGCACAGCCUGGCCAGCUUGUGGCCAUUGGUCACUCUACAACCACUGCCCACAGGGACUCGGUGCCACCUCCUCUCUAACUUCGUGCAUAGCAUCCCAGAGUCAAUAUGUCCAGCAGAAACCUUAUCAGAUGGACAGAAUCCACAUCAGAUUAACAACUUAAGAGGAGUGAAGACUUACUGUAGGGAAGCAACACACAGGGAGCCUGCUGUGCAGCAAAAUCUAAAGGCCUUUUCUUCUCCUCACCCUGCCUUCCAGCAGCCUUUACGAGCAACAAAAGGCAGUUUGCUACAUCCCAUGUCUCAAAGCCACUCAGUGCUUUUCCCAGGCUCAUUUCUGCCCUCCCAGAGGGAACAUCUCCACCUCAGACCUAUAAAUGUUGUAAGGCACUUAAAAAUGCCAAAGGGGUUAAUCCAUGCAAGCCGUAAUCCUGAAUCCAGCAGGAACCGACAGCAAAGGUGACAGAACCUGAAGCAGCAAAAAAUCCCAUGCUGAUAUUGCUUCUGUUGAAUGGUAAUCCAGGGAACAACUGUGGAACUUGAAAUAGAACUGAUUGUGAGGAUAA
This is a messenger RNA of Coturnix japonica (Japanese quail), 2163 nucleotides long. It is a transcript of the gene APOBEC4, whose product is annotated as apolipoprotein B mRNA editing enzyme catalytic polypeptide like 4. The record is from RefSeq and is a predicted model, not a curated record. NCBI's taxonomy places the organism in Eukaryota, Metazoa, Chordata, Aves, Galliformes, Phasianidae.